AUGAGUUCUGACGACGUAAUAAAUCCAGAUGAUGACAAGAAAAACAACAAUAACAACAAUAAGAAUAAAAAGAAUAAUAAUAAUGAAGACGAAGAAAAAGACAAAAAUAACGAUAAUAAAGGCCGUGUCACCUAUGGUACUAUUACCGUAACCAGAGGCGAGGCUUGUGACGUCAGCGAAAGUAUCGGUGCUAGUAGUAGUAGUGGUUAUGGUAUCAGUAGCAGUGAUAGUAGUAGUAGCAACAUCAGCGUUGAACCGAUUAGUAGCAGUGGCACCCCCUCCAAUUUGGGACAGUCCGAGCACCGACUUCCACCAACUCCGAAAAAAACUUUAAAAAGAAAAAAAAUACAGGCAGCCAGUUCAAGGGCAAAUCCAGUUACAGCGAGAAGAAAAUUAAACUUCGACUCAGCAACCGGUCAAUCUUCAACACCCACCCUACCUCCUCCUGUCGCCAGUGCUUCGGCACCAACAGAAACUUCAACAGCAGCAGGGUUGAGUUCAAUUACUACCUCUGGACCUUCUUUUUCUUCGUCGUCAACCCCAAUUGGGGAGUUGUUUGAGUCCGACCAGAAGUACAAUUCCAAGAAGUACAAUUUUGAUUUCAAGGAAGGCAAACCACUUGCCGGCGAGAAUUAUAAAUGGUCAUCAAACAGAGGUGACGGCGAUCGUGAUGACGGCGACGACGAUGAUGAUGGAGGAACUGAACAUGAGCAGAAGAAAAAGGACGAUGAAUGA
Helobdella robusta is the source of this 735-nucleotide messenger RNA. RefSeq lists its product as hypothetical. The transcript is spliced from 2 exons. Gene Ontology annotation, molecular function: cyclin-dependent protein serine/threonine kinase inhibitor activity. The coding region runs from base 1 to 735 and encodes 244 amino acids. The record is from RefSeq and is a predicted model, not a curated record. Gene Ontology annotation, biological process: regulation of cell cycle. NCBI's taxonomy places the organism in Eukaryota, Metazoa, Annelida, Clitellata, Rhynchobdellida, Glossiphoniidae. Gene Ontology annotation, cellular component: nucleus.